Messenger RNA from Sorex fumeus (smoky shrew), 4821 nucleotides. RefSeq lists its product as uncharacterized. NCBI's taxonomy places the organism in Eukaryota, Metazoa, Chordata, Mammalia, Eulipotyphla, Soricidae. Gene Ontology annotation, biological process: virion assembly; DNA integration; proteolysis. Gene Ontology annotation, molecular function: nucleic acid binding; RNA-DNA hybrid ribonuclease activity; aspartic-type endopeptidase activity. The record is from RefSeq and is a predicted model, not a curated record.
AUGGGACAAUCUCUGUCUACUCCCCUCUCACUCACCCUCUUCCACUGGUCAGAGGUCCACUCUCGUGCUCGGAAUCUUUCUCUGAUUAUUAAAAAGGCCAAAUGGCAGACCUUUUGUUCCGCAGAGUGGCCAACAUUCCAGGUUGGCUGGCCCUCUGAGGGAUCCUUUCACCUACCAACAGUUCUCCAGGUCAAGGGAGCCAUCUACCGGCCAGCCCCUCGAGGACACCCGGACCAGGAGCCUUACAUUUUGGUCUGGCAAGAUCUAUGCGAACAUCCCCCUCCCUGGGUCAAGUCCUUUCAGGUUCCUCUGGCGGCACUGACCCCUCUCCCUACCACUCCACCCCCAGCUCUCACCCUUCCGGCCCAUGUUGACAACUCUAAACCUCUCCUCCCAGAGUCCCAGGACCUCCUUCUUUUUGAUGAACCGCUGCCCUACCUGCAAUUGCCAGCACCUGCUACUCAGUCUUCUCUUCCCCCUAUACCUCUGCCUCCCACUCUAAGUUCCCCUGACACCUCUGCUCCGCCCCUGAACCCUGAGUUCUCUAAUGCCUCCCCCGGGCCAGCAUUCAGAACCAGAAGGCGGGAGGCCCGGGCGGGAGAAGGGCCCCCCACUGAGGCCGAGGCAGUUAUCCUCCCCUUACGAGCCUACGGCACAGAAAUCCCCGAUGGGCAGGGAGGUCGGAUGCCUUACCUUCAGUAUUGGCCUUUCUCCACUUCCGAUCUCUUUAAUUGGAAGAACUUUAACCCUCCUUUUUCGGAAGACCCCACCCGAUUGACUGACCUCAUCAUCUCUGUCAUGAAUUCACAUAGCCCCACUUGGGACGAUUGUCAGCAGCUCCUCACUGCUCUGCUAACUACAGCAGAGAAGGAAGCCGUCCUUACCAACGCUCGCAAACAUGUGCCGGGACCCGACGGGCAACCCACCAUACUGCAGAACCUCAUUGACGAAUACUCCCCCUUGAAACGACCUGAGUGGAACCCUAAUUCACCGGAAGGUAGGAGACAUCUCCAAAUUUAUCGCCAGACUCUAGCUGCGGGUCUCCGGGAAGCAGGGCGAAAGCCUACCAAUUUGGCCAAGGUAAGAGGAGUGAUACAGGGACCAGACGAGAGCCCCUCCUUAUUUCUAGAAAGGCUGUUUGAAGCUUACCGACAGUAUAAUCCCUUUGACCCUACGUCAGAGGAGCAUCAGGCCUCAGUAGCCAUGGCCUUUAUAGGUCAGUCUGCUACUGAUAUCAGAAGAAAGUUGCAAAGAAUGGAGGGAUUACAGGAUAUGUCUCUUCGGGACUUAGUGACAGAGGCUAACAAGAUAGACACUGGCGCGGUCCAUUCUGUUCUCCAACAACCACUGGGACCUCUUUCACACAAGCGCGCCCUAGUGAGGGGAGCAAACGGGAGCCGAUUCCGACCAUGGACUACUCAGAGAACAGUGGACUUGGGAAAUGGAAGGGUCCACCAUUCAUUCUUGGUCUUACCCGACUGUCCUGCCCCACUAUUGGGACGGGACCUGUUAACUAAAUUACGGGCAAGAAUUACCUUUACUGAAUCAGGCCCUCUGGUCGAGUUCCUCAAUCCAAUUGUGAGGGCUGCAGAAGGAACCACCCCACCGGUACUAAAGACCCUGACUCUAAGCUUAGAUGAUGAAUAUAAACUUUUUGAGGAACCUUUAGAAAAGACCCAAGGUGUCGAGGACUGGAUACAAGAGUUUCCGGAGGCCUGGGCAGAAACAGCGGGGUUAGGGCUGGCCACAGCCCAACCACCCAUAGUAGUCUCAUUAAAAACUUCGGCCACACCUGUUCAGGUUAAACAGUAUCCUAUGAGCUUAGAAGCCAAGGAAGGCAUAAAGCCCCACAUAAUCAAAUUACUGCAACUAGGGGUGUUGAAGCCUUGUAGGUCCCCAUGGAACACGCCACUGCUUCCUGUUCGGAAACCUGGCACCAAUGACUAUCGCCCAGUCCAAGACCUGCGGGAAGUAAAUGCCCGAGUAGAGAUUGUUCAUCCCACGGUGCCCAACCCCUAUAAUUUACUAAGCACCCUCAGCCCCACCAGGACUUGGUAUUCUGUAUUGGACCUUAAGGAUGCCUUCUUUUGUCUACGACUACACCCAGAUAGCCAGCCCCUGUUUGCCUUUGAAUGGAGCGACCCUGAUAUGGGAAUCUCGGGGCAGCUGACUUGGACCAGGCUUCCACAGGGCUUCCGGAACUCCCCUACACUGUUUGAUGAGGCCCUGCACAAGGACCUACAGUCUUUCCGUGCCACUCAUAAGACUUUAACAUUGCUCCAGUAUGUGGAUGAUCUUUUACUAGCAGCUGAAACCCAAGGCGAGUGCGAAAAAGGAACCAAGGCCCUCCUGAAGACCCUUGCCUCCCUGGGAUACUGAGCCUCAGCAAAGAAAGCGCAGCUCUGCAGGAAUGAGGUAAUAUUCCUGGGCUACAAGAUUAAGGGCGGGAAGCGUUGGCUCACGGAGGCCCGGAAAAGGACUGUGACCCAGAUACCCCCGCCACAAACACGGAAGGAAUUGAGGGAGUUCCUGGGAACGGCCGGGUUCUGUCGUCUCUGGAUCCCCGGCUUUGCCAACUUGGCAGCUCCCCUAUAUCCCCUGACUAAAAAAGACACUCCUUAUGAGUGGGGGAGAGAACAACAAGAGGCCUUUGAUAAACUCAAGCAGGCCCUUCUCAGUGCUCCGGCGCUCGCCUUACCUGAUGUUAGCAAGCCCUUUACUCUGUAUAUAGAAGAGAAAGGCGGAGUGGCAAGAGGAGUGCUGACCCAAACCUUGGGACCAUGGAAACGCCCUGUUGCCUAUCUAUCUAAGAGACUAGAUGCGGUAGCCGCGGGAUGGCCACGAUGCCUCAAGGUUAUUGCCGCGGCGGCUCUCCUGCUCAAAGAUGCUGACAAGCUCACGCUAGGGCAAAAAGUGACUCUGGUUGCUCCACACACCCUCGAGAGUGUGAUUAGGCAGCCCCCUGACCGAUGGCUCUCUAAUGCUCGCAUCACUCACUAUCAAAGCCUCCUGCUAGAUAAGGAACGGGUCUUCUUCGGCAAUCCGGCUACUCUUAACCCUGCCACUCUACUCCCCGUGGAGGAUGGGCAAGAUGUUCUUCACUCAUGCCAAGAAAUCUUGGCUGAGGAGACUGGGGUCCGGUCUGACCUAAAAGACUCGCCCCUGCCGCAGGCAGAUUACACUUUCUUUACCGAUGGCAGCAGUUUUCUCCAGCAAGGGGAGAGGAGAGCCGGGGCAGCCGUGGUGGGAACCACAGGGAAGAUCUGGACAGCACCUCUGCCACCAGGAACAUCAGCGCAAAAAGCAGAACUCAUAGCCCUGACCAAGGCACUGGAGCUCGCGAAAGGUAAAAGGGUGAACAUUUACACGGACAGUCGCUAUGCUUUUGCUACGGCCCAUGUGCAUGGCGCCAUCUGCCGGCAGCGAGGCCUUCUGACCUCCGCCGGCAAGGACAUCAAGAACAAAGCCGAGAUCCUUAAUCUCCUUGAAGCUGUCCAUUUACCGCGGGCCCUGGCUAUCAUACACUGUCCUGGACACCAGAAGGGGGACGAUCCCAUAGCGGUCGGGAACCGGCUGGCAGAUGAAGAAGCGCGGGCGGCCGCUCUCCAGGAGAUCCCAGCAGCAGAUAUCCUGACAACUACCCUGCCGCAAGCUGGAGAACAUGAUGAGGCCGAAAGUAAGGUAACUGAGUUCCUUCUAUUCACCCAUCGCCUGACCCACUUAGGAACCAGAGUGCUACUGGAACUAUUAAAGGAUCAAGAGCUACCCACCCUUGCCCCAGGGCGGGCAAAAGAACUAGCUCGAGACAUUGUCGCUUCCUGUGAAGCCUGUGCGUUGGUGAAUGCCCGAAGGACUGAGGGAACGCAGGGCGAACGUCUGCGAGGAGACCGCCCUGGCACAUACUGGGAAGUGGACUUUACUGAAGUAUCUCCUGCCAGGUAUGGAAAUAAGUAUCUGCUAGUUUUCAUAGAUACCUUUUCAGGGUGGCCUGAAGCCUUCCCCACGAAGAAGGAAACCGCCCUGGUGGUGGCCCAAAAGCUCCUCGAAGAAAUCUUUCCCCGCUUCGGACUUCCUAAGGUAAUAGGUUCCGACAACGGUCCCGCUUUCGUGGCCCAGGUAAGUCAGGGACUGGCCAGGACUUUGGGGUUUGAUUGGAAAUUACAUUGUGCCUAUAGGCCCCAGAGCUCAGGACAGGUAGAGAGAAUGAAUAGAACAAUUAAGGAGACCUUAACAAAAUUAGCAUUAGAGACUGGCGUUAAAGAUUGGACGAUGCUCUUACCCUACGCUCUCUUCCGCGCUCGAAAUACACCUUCCCUUUCUCGUAACAAUCUCACCCCUUAUGAGAUACUCUACGGGGGGCCACCUCUUAAAACCAUGACUGAGCACGGACUGGGAGUGUUACCUGAAACCUCGGCUCAGCUAAUGCCCAGGCUUAAAGCGUUAGAGGCUAUUCAGCGCCACAUAUGGAAGGGACUUUCUGAUCAGUAUCGCCCAGGCUCUGUCUCCCCCCACCCCUAUUCUGUAGGCGAUUGGGUGUACGUGAGAAGGCAUCAAGCCCGGAAUCUUGAACCCAGGUGGAAAGGACCCUAUCUUGUCCUCCUCACCACCCCUACCGCAGUCAAGGUUGACGGGAUUUCUACGUGGAUCCACAGCAGCCAUCUCAAGCCUGCCCCUGCCCUUGAUGCCAGAUCUUCAGCCCAUCCAAGUCCCGCUGACCAAUGGAUCGUGCGGCGUCACCCUUCGGAUCCCCUCAAGCUCUGGUUGGCGCGAGGUGCUUCUGGACACGGGAGCGGCGCACUCAAUCAUUCCUCCAGUUCCUGA